AUGCUGCGAUCGCUCUUCUCCAUGUGCGUCCCUGCGCAAGACCUGCCCAUGAGCAAGGUGGACCCGCGAGGCCGCGACUCGGCGCGCGUGACGACGCUGCCAUCGCGCUACUGCGUGCGUGCCAUCACCGACGUGGCGAUCACGAGCUCGUCCACCGAGACGCAGGGCUCCGACGUCCAUGUCGUCUACCGCAUUGUCGUGUCCCGCCAAGGCGAGCGCUGGACGGUGCUUCGGCGGUACCGCCAAUUCCUCGAGCUGCACAACAAGCUCGUGCAGCUUCACGCGUGUACGCUGCAGUUCCCGGAGCGCGUCUACUUUCAAAACCGAGAUCGCGCGGUCGUCGAGCAGCGCGAGGCGGCGCUCAACGUGUACCUCAAAGCGCUCUUGGCCAACGAAACAAUCAAAGACACGCCAGAGUUUCGCACGUUUGUCGGCGCCGAUGCCGAUGGCAGCGGCAGCAAGUACACGCAGUUCAGCUACGCAUACCGCAGCGGCCGCAAGCUCCUUAGCAGCGCGAGCUCGUAA
Messenger RNA from Saprolegnia diclina VS20, 525 nucleotides. RefSeq lists its product as hypothetical. Gene Ontology annotation, cellular component: intracellular membrane-bounded organelle. The coding region runs from base 1 to 525 and encodes 174 amino acids. The transcript is spliced from 5 exons. Lineage: Eukaryota; Oomycota; Saprolegniomycetes; Saprolegniales; Saprolegniaceae. Gene Ontology annotation, molecular function: phosphatidylinositol binding. The record is from RefSeq and is a predicted model, not a curated record.